AUCAUGCACUGCGGUCGUACAUGACAUGAUUACCCGUGACCUUGAGUGUCCUUGACAUGAUUAUUGUGUAAUCUGCAGCUAAAUGACGUCACAGGCACUGAUUUUGAAAAUUCACUGUACACUUUCAGCCAAUCAGAAAAGAGAUAUAUGUAUGAUAUGAGAUGUAUAGUAAUGAAAAUUAACAUUGCCUGAAGAUAAAGAAAAGUUAACACCCAAAACAACCUCCAUAGAAUGGGGAACAAAAACAACUCAAGGGUGUGGUCCAAGAAAAAUUACAAGAAGCCCAAAGGUCCCUCACCAUGAAAUCCUGGGUGCUCAGCACUUAAGCUUAUAUGAAAAAAGUAAGUUUCUCUAGUCGCCCAAAGGUAAAAUUUAGUCGCCUGUGGCACCAGGAUGCUUCUAGAGCACAUCCCUACAACCAUUCACUCUCAGGCACACUGGGAUCUAUAGUAAGGAUAUAUGUAUUACCAGUAAGUAGAAACUGGAUGCAUAGUGAGACAGAGGGUUUUUUGAGUGUAUGGUUCCAGAAAAUAGCCACACCCACACCAAGUAGGGUUACUAGAAAUUCCAAGGGGGAGGGGGUCUCAAAAGCUAAACUUUUUAAAGGAAAGUAGGAACCAAAACUGGAGUUUUCAGAGUUAUGGAGGGGGGGGGGGGUCAAACCAAAAACCCCUCUGUGGGAAGGGUAUGAUACUUUCUGAACAACACAAUUUCCUCUUCUUUUGUCAUCUGCAUUAGCUUUGGUUGUCACAUCCGUGGACAUGAUGUAGAAUACAAUAUUAUCAUGUUCUCUACAAAUAAGGGCAGUUUAAUAACCAGAGGUUAGCUGACACAAGAGAUGCUCUAUUUCUUUUGGAGUGGACUUAUUAUUGGAAGUUUACAAAGCCCUUGAAAUCUUUCAGCCCACCCAUUCCUUUCACUGGAUAUUGACACUGUUCAAGAUCAGAUGGCUAUCGGUUCUGCUGAUGGAAAGGUUCACAUGUAUGACCUGACAUCUGAUGGUGGUUAUCGAUGCCUAUUUGAACUGGAUGUGGGUCAGCUGCUACAGAAAUACUGGAAUCAGAAGGAAACAUCCAAGGCCACAUCAAGUGAUGGACCAUCGUUCAUCAGCAGUCAGCCAUCAUGGCAAAAGCAGGUUGUCCCUGAUGAUGAAAAGGAAUCCACUUUGGAGCCAGGUACAACGGUGCUUGGUGUCUGUUUUAUCAGGAAUCAACAACAGCCCUGUGCUGAAGGCAACUCUAGUGUGGCUCUACACAAGGUCCUAUUUGGGUCACAAAGUGGAUCAACUAUAAAGGAUGUAUUUCAUGUUCCAUCUAUUGUUGCCAUAGCAACCACAGCUGCUGUUCUUCUACUUAACUGUAAUAGUCGAGAGCCACUUUAUAUUCUAGACUUCCAAGAGCCUGUUUUAUCCAGCAAUGAACUUGAUGUGAUACAGUACAAAAUAUCUACACCAGGUUCAUUUACCUUUGCUGAAAGACCAAACGGUAGUGUUACCUGUCUUAUUGGCAGCUUGUUUCAAAACACUGUCAAUGUUGUCAACAUUAGAAUUCCGUCAACUAACAAAGAAGUAGAGAAUGCUACAGAGGUCUUGUCUCAAAGGUUAUUCCAGUCAGUAGGUUUGAGUUCCCUUGGCAACGAAGUUGGGGAAACGUCAGCGACGAGGGGAGCAGAGAUGGCAACAAACACUAUUACCGUGCUUUCAAACUCUCCUCUCUGUAGUAAUUCACCCUUAAAAGCAGAGCUUGUACCAAAAACAGCAGCAAAACAACAACAACAACAACAGAAGAAGGCGUCCCAGAAAGGGAUUAAAACAGGCGUUCGUGAUCAGCCCCUCACAUUCCACUCAAAAGUCAAAUCAUCCGGUUACACCGCGGCGGCUCCAAGAUCUAAAAUGUUUUCCCCAAACACGAGCCAUUCAAAGUCAAAAACCACUACAGUUUCCUUGAAAAGGGCAACCUUCUCUUCCUCAAGCUCUGGGGCAACGUUGAAGGAAUACCCGGUAGAUAGCGAGGCCCCAACUAAUCUGCAGUAUAAAAUUCCGCUCACUGAAAAACCCACUCCUAUCAACAGCGUCGUGUUUGCAGGAGAUGGAAAGCAUAUCGCUUGUGCUCUAGCUAAUAAGAGUGCCCACAUGUUAAGACCUCCGCCUUCAACCAAAGAGACAGUGUUUACUGGUCAUGACGGAUCAGUGACCAGCGUUAACUUCAGCCACGACAGCCGCUGGCUGUUGACGUCAUCAUGUGACAGGACAGUCAGAUUGUGGAGCCCCGCCCACUCAGACCCUUUGAUGGUAUUCUCGUCUGUCAAUCAUAACUUUGCCUCUGAACUUGGUAGUUCUGAUAAAGUCAAGGAUAACCCUCCUUUUGGUAAGGAAAUAAUCCAAGCAAAGUUUUAUUAUGUGGACAAGUUUGUUCUUGUAGCCAGUGGUAAUGGUCUUCACAUGUACAAGUACCACAUUGACGCCGGGCAAAAAGAUGACGUGAAAAGAUACCAGACGAACAACAAGUACAAAUUGGUAAAAAUCUUUCAUCAGGAGAGAGCGCAGCAAAUAACCUGUUUCUCCGCUAUCAACGGAUUUCAUUCCUAUAUAGUUUUGUGCUGUGGCUCCAAUAAAUCCAUCCAGGUCUUUGAUAUAAACGCGGCUCGCACAGUCCGGGUGGUCCUGGACGCGCACUCUCGGCCUGCACACACGAUACAACAGAACGAGGGUUCAAUGUUUGUCUCACACCCUCCUAAUGCCUACGACCUGUUUUUGACGGCCGCAGUGGGUGAUGGGAUAAAAUUAUGGGACUUGCGCACUAACAGGUGUGUUCGACGGUAUGAUGGUCACGUGAACAGAUCUCAGCCAGUGGGUGUGGCGAUCAGUCCGUGCGCAAGAUUCAUUGCGACUGGUUCGGAAGAUAGAUCGGCUUACUUGUACGACAUUCGAGGGAACACAUUUUGCCAUCGUCUAACUGGGCAUACCGACGUUGUAUCAGGCGUUGCCUUUCAUCCGGCUCGGCCUCAGCUUGUUACCGCCUCGCUGGACGGCAAGUUACGGUUUUAUUCUGAUCAAGUGAAGCAACUUUGAGGUACGUUUUGCCUAAAAUAUGUUCUUGUCACCUACGAGUGGACUUGCCUUUGUGAGCGACAAACGUUGGGGAAAACCAAACUGGAGAAAAAAGGAACACUUAGGUGAUAAAAGUAAACUAACCCCUGCAGCUUCAAAUGCUCGCUACGGCAGUUUAAUGCACCUUUUUCAACUUCAAGUUGGGUUUCCUAGCUAAGUGCUCCUCUUGCUCACCAACGCAGCUCAACGGUUUCUUUAGAAACUAAUUCAUUCAGUUGACGAAAAGUGAAAUAAAUAAAAUCCCUUGCGCUGUGAAAACCGGGCUGAAAUCUGCUAGAGUAGUUAAAUAUAAAACGCGAGAUCCACCAGGCAUAGUUUGGAAUAAACACCGGGGGAGUUAAAUCAAGGAAAUACGGCAUUUCAACUGUAGGAAUACACAGUCUACAAUCAGUGUGAGUACCUAAGCUCACUUACCACGCUACCGGAAGAAAGCACUUGUCAAAACUGUUGUUGUUGUUAUUGUUGUUUUCAUUCAACACGGCUGGAUAGUUUCAUCUACGUUGCUAUAUUUACGAUAACAUCGAACAUGGACUUCGUUUAAACUAUCAGAAAACUUUCUAAAGAAUUGUAAUAAGUUACUAAUGUAAACAAGGUAUACGUAGUGAAGGGAGAGCUUGGAAAGGAAAAGGAAAACGUAUACAACAACAGCUUGAAGAUAGCAGUACCAUGAAAGACAGUCGUUGCAGACUUGCUUCAUGAAGUAGAUCACUCUAAGAUUAAGAAUUAACCCCUCUAUUUUGACAGCCAUGCACCUUAAGCUUCACUGAAGCUUGCAAGAGACCCGCAGUUUAUUCGGGUUCCAACGUGAAAUUUGAGAAAAUACGGUACGAGAGGACAUACAAGCUGGUUUCUCGUGAUAUUCGAAAAAUAAGUUUAUCCAAGUUGAAUAAUCCCUUUUCUUUUCUCAAACGUUUUGCGACUGAGUUCGUGUUUCGAUGAAUAAAUUAUAAACCCUUGUAGAAACACAAACUACAGUGCUUUAGUAAACAUAACUUCCUAAGUUGAAAGCAAUUUAUACUGAUAUUUACUCCACUUGAUCCAGCAAACGAGAGAUCUGCCCACGUUUCAGUUAAAAAUUGUUUUCUUCGUGGAAUUGUUUCUGAAAAAGAACUCAUUCGAGGUAAACGAUAUUUGUUUUUUUUUUUUCUGCUGUCCAAACAAAGUUACGUGCAAAACUUCACUUCAAUUGAGCGGCAUAGCUUAGAUUCGAAAUGUGGUCACGUCCGAGUUUUUCUGCUCCAGAUUUGAUUUUUUCGAAGUCCAAACGAGUAGAUUAGCGACAGGUGAGUGUAAAAUCGCAUAGCACGGCACAAGAGCUCUGUUGAUUUAAGGCCGGCUCCGAUAACCCACGGAUUAAAAUAACGGAAGGUGGGUCGGGGAUUGUCCCUCCUUCGACCCACUCAGUUUAAAAAUCUUGCGUAGUUGUUUGUAAAAUGCUUGUUUUUCGAGGAACCACCUGUUACAUUAAUUGCUUGUGCUUGGCUUACAUUCGGCAUCUUGACGAAGUUUCUAGCAUGUUACUCGACCGAUUUUUCGCCUGGUAACUUAGCAAAAGAAAAUGGUUGUGAUUUUAUAUGCUGGACGUGAAGUCAUGCAUUUCAAUUUCCGGUUGCAGGUGGCCGUUUCUUUUUUCUCCCCUCCUUUUUACUGCCUGAGUAACAAUAAAUACACUGUUGACAGCAGCAAAGGAUUUAAACACGCCAGCAAUCAAUAAUUUGCCUGGAUGCCUACAAGAAAGCAGAAUACUCUGUAAAUGUCCAU
Orbicella faveolata is the source of this 4870-nucleotide messenger RNA. Its product is annotated as WD repeat-containing protein 27-like. The record is from RefSeq and is a predicted model, not a curated record. Lineage: Eukaryota; Metazoa; Cnidaria; Anthozoa; Scleractinia; Merulinidae. Gene Ontology annotation, molecular function: protein binding.